CCUCUUUUUUUAUCACUACCUUAAAACAUUUCACAAGCCACACCACCAAGCAGCACCACCAACCAUGGCCUCCUUCUCUAUCCUCCUCCCAAUGCAGGUGAUAUAUACAACUUUUAUAUACAUCUCUUUCUCUCUCUUUCUACCUCUCACCCAUUCCAACUCCAUUCAUGAACUUCUCAUAAGCCAAGGCUUGCCUGCUGGGCUCUUCCCAAAGAAUGUCAAGUCCUAUGAUCUUGACCAAGAUGGUCACCUCCAAGUCCACAUGGACCAGCCUUGCAUGGCUAAGUUUGAGACCAGAGUGUUCUUUGACAGUGUGGUUAGGGCUAACCUCAGUUAUGGUGGGCUCAUUGGACUGGAGGGUCUCUCUCAAGAAGAACUGUUUCUUUGGUUGCCAGUCAAGGACAUUAUUGUCUAUGAUCCUUCCUCUGGUCUCAUUUUGUUUGACAUUGGUGUCGCUCACAAACAAUUUUCUCUGUCCCUCUUUGAAGACCCUCCUGUUUGUAGGCCUCAAGGCGAUUUGCUGGAAGAAGUUGGAAGGAAGGAGAUGGUACAAGUUCAGAGAGAAGAAGACAAACCCUCCUUCUGAUAUGAUUUGUUUUUGUUUUUGUUUUUUUGCUUUCUCUGUUUCCUUGUUGAAAAGAAAAAAGUGGGACAUUGAGGUUCUAAGAAGAUGAUAGGAUCGACAUUAUAGAUGGAUGAAUUAAUGAGAAAAUUUUGGAAAAAUUAAUGAAGUGAUGAUAAAUCUUUAAUGUCUC
This is a messenger RNA of Camellia sinensis, 755 nucleotides long. The record is from RefSeq and is a predicted model, not a curated record. Lineage: Eukaryota; Viridiplantae; Streptophyta; Magnoliopsida; Ericales; Theaceae.